GCAGAAUGACCCUAUAAUACCAUGGACUAAUAUGAACAUCUCUGCCUAGUCUCAACUCCCGACCUACCGACAUGUUGAUUAUUGACAGCUUCUCCCUACGGGGCGUACCCCGCCCGCCGAUGGAGCCUUUCCCCUCCAGGGUCCACUGUUGACCUGUCUGCCAAGGGCCUAUAUACCGUUACAACCACGCCGAGGUGGAGAUUCUCACCUACCACAAGCGCCCGUGUUGAUUUUAUUCGGCAAGAAAUACCAGGUCUCUCCGCUAUGGCUGUUGCCUAGAGGCCCGAAAACCAUCUGCCGGUCCGGAUUGAAACGCCAUUCCUUGAUGGAGUCGCCGUGUUCCGCGGCCAUGUGUCGGAGAUCAUGAAUCCUUGUGAAGGCGCAACGUGGGGUAUACCCCGCUGUUAACAGUCGAGGGGAUAUAAAACCAGCCUGUUGACCUCCUCGAUCGGUUUUCUAACCAUCUUCUCAGGCAACUUCUUCGCCUUUGCCCCUUCAAGCAACAGUCACUCGUCUUCACUCCUUCAUAUCUUCUCUCAAAGUCAUUUAUUCUCCUUUUAUUCACUAUGAGCUUCCACGAGAGUGCGGAGGAUAUCGAGAUCAGGGAUGGCCACAUUCUCUUCGCGAGACUCAGAAACGAAGAGGGCGAGCUCCAGGACUCCGAAAUCAACCUUGAUGAUUUCCUCGGAAACAGCGAUGGACAUUUCGAAUGGGACGGCGAGAACUUCUCCGCGUCGGCUGAAGAUGUCAGAUUCGAGAUCGAAGGGGAUGACGAAGUGCCAGUUCUACGCGCACUCUUGUUCAAUGGAGAGGGAGAGCCUGUUGAAAGCAAUGUCAACCUUUCUGAGCGGGUCUUCAAUGGAAACGGGGAGUUUGUCUUCCAGUAAUGUCUGUCUGAUGAGUUAAAUAACGAUACAUGUACACUGGAGGUAGUUCAAUUGAAGAUUAUCGAGCCACCCGCUAUGGACAGGCAACCUAGUGAGAUAAUAAAGCAUGCCGUUAAGGCUUCAUGAUGUAGCCCCAACUUCUUCUAAAUUACUCCUGGUCCCUAAGGUGUAUGUCUAUCAUGCACAAGUAACC
This is a messenger RNA of Aspergillus pseudotamarii, 1080 nucleotides long. Its product is annotated as CVNH domain-containing protein. The transcript is spliced from 3 exons. The record is from RefSeq and is a predicted model, not a curated record. The coding region runs from base 567 to 887 and encodes 106 amino acids. Lineage: Eukaryota; Fungi; Ascomycota; Eurotiomycetes; Eurotiales; Aspergillaceae.